Molecule: messenger RNA, 474 nt
Organism: Pogoniulus pusillus (Red-fronted tinkerbird)
Lineage: Eukaryota; Metazoa; Chordata; Aves; Piciformes; Lybiidae
Gene: ATP6V1G3
Product: ATPase H+ transporting V1 subunit G3
Exons: 3
Coding region: 43-399 (118 amino acids)
Biological process (GO): proton transmembrane transport
Cellular component (GO): vacuolar proton-transporting V-type ATPase complex
Molecular function (GO): proton-transporting ATPase activity, rotational mechanism
Source: RefSeq, a predicted model, not a curated record
AGCUCCAGUGCCUGCAGAAGUGCAGCAGCCUCAGCGAUCAGCAUGACCAGCCAGUCUCAGGGAAUCCAGCAGCUUCUGCAGGCAGAAAAACGUGCCAAGGACAAACUGGAAGAAGCCAAGAAAAGAAAGGCAAAGAGGCUAAGGCAGGCCAAAGAAGAAGCCACAGCCGAGAUAGAUCACUACCGCUUACAGAGGGAGAAGGAGUUCAGAAACAAGCAAACAAAUGUAAUGGGCUCCCAAGGUAACCUCUCUGCUAAAAUAGAAGAGCAAACAACAGAAGCCAUCCGAAACCUCACUAGCAGCUACCACAAAAACAUGGAGAGCGUGAUGAAAAAGCUUUUGAGCACUAUAUGUGACAUCAACCCUGAAGUACACCCCAACUUCAGACAUGCAGCUUAAAACCAACUGAAGUGCUGGGAAAAGGGUGGUUGUAAAAAUAAUACAUAAAUAAAAUUUAAAAGCCUUCCUUCAUAA